AUGGUCACGCUGCCGGGGGCCACACUCGGAUCGCACGGAAGAUGCAGCUUCCGGGUCAUCGGCGGCGGCCAGGAGGACGGCGUGCUGCGCAUUGUCCGCGUGAUUGACAACGAGCUCAAGGUCUUCGCUCGGAUCCAUGGCAGUGACGACAAGUGGAUGGUGGAGCGUCUCGUGCGGCUGCCUGAGACCACCCGCGGGCUGCCUGCCCGUGAGGAUGGCUAUUUCCAGGGCGAGGCUGUUAUUGUGGACGCGCACGACACGUACGUGCUCUUGACACCACGGGAGAAGGCGUGGCUCUUCUCCGUCGUGCUCGAGACUACGGAGGUCGACCGCAGGCAUGAGAGGAACAUGUACGCUGGGCCGGCGUACCGAUGGGAGCUGCCACUGCCAGUGCACAAGCUAUGGUCACCAAUCUCCCAACUCUUCUCUUGCAUUGAGAGCUAG
Molecule: messenger RNA, 444 nt
Organism: Miscanthus lutarioriparius
Lineage: Eukaryota; Viridiplantae; Streptophyta; Magnoliopsida; Poales; Poaceae
Source: the annotation of a GenBank genome assembly